Molecule: messenger RNA, 1464 nt
Organism: Venturia canescens
Lineage: Eukaryota; Metazoa; Arthropoda; Insecta; Hymenoptera; Ichneumonidae
Product: protein dissatisfaction-like
Exons: 7
Coding region: 1-1188 (395 amino acids)
Biological process (GO): cell differentiation; regulation of transcription by RNA polymerase II; anatomical structure development
Molecular function (GO): zinc ion binding; RNA polymerase II cis-regulatory region sequence-specific DNA binding; nuclear receptor activity
Source: RefSeq, a predicted model, not a curated record
AUGGAAGAAAAUGGUCGAGGAGAGUCUCUGUGCAAAGUAUGCGGUGACAAAGCGUCGGGAAAGCACUAUGGCGUACCCAGUUGCGACGGUUGUCGCGGUUUCUUCAAGCGGUCGAUCCGCAGGUACGCAAGAAAUCUGGACUACGUUUGUAAGGAAAAUGGGCGGUGCGUUGUUGAUGUUUCUCGCAGAAAUCAGUGCCAAGCUUGCAGAUUCACCAAAUGUCUUCAAGUUAACAUGAAACGAGAUGCUGUUCAACACGAGAGAGCACCGAGAAGUACGUCAUCUUUGGUUACCGCAACGAGAAGAGGUGCCGCAGGAAUUUAUCCGGGAAUCUCUCACGUCUACCACACUGCCACGAGCCCCUAUCAUUCCCUCUUGUAUCCGGCGCUUUUCCCAUUCAAACCGAGCAUGCCUACGUUCACCCCAAGUAUCGCACAUUUUUUGCCGCGUCCUACAACCGAGCCAUUGUCAACGAGUAAUGGGAAUGAAGAUGAAGUCACAAGCUCCGAAGAAGCUAACACCGUUGCUCACCGAAACGAGCAGAAAGAUUCCGUGAGUGGACGUCUUGCAGGACCCAUUAUCGGUCACACCUUAUCGGAAUAUGGAGUUUCGAGUUUGUCGCUAUUACCAUCGGAAAAUGUUUACGAAUCGGCUGCGAAGCUUUUGUUUUUAGCUGUCAAAUGGGCCAGGAGUAUCCCCUCAUUUUUGGAGUUGUCGUUCAGAGACCAGGCGAUUCUCUUGGAAGAAUCCUGGAGCGAGCUCUUUGUUCUGACUGCAGCACAAUGGAAUUUUCCAGUAGACGAAACGAGUCUCGUCUCCAUGACUCUGCCAACCGAGAGGAAGCGGAUUCUCGUCGACGAAGCCAGAAGACUUCGGGAACUGUUGACGAGAUUUGCUAUACUCAGAGUCGAUCAUUCCGAGUACGCUUGCCUUAAAGCUAUCGUACUAUUCAAAGGAGAGUCACGAGGGUUGGAAGAUGCCGGCAGAGUGUCGACAAUACAGGAACAGACCGUGGCCGUCCUCGGCGAAAGGGGUGCAGGACGGGUAGGUCGCUUGCUGCUUCUGUUACCACCGGCGCGAGCUCUAUGUCGAGGUACGCUUCAAGAGCUCCUGUUCAAGCCAACAGUCGGUGACGUCAGUGUCGAAAGAUUAUUAGGAGAUAUGGUCAGAGCGACACGGCCGGCCUAAUGAUUUUCGUCAUCGUUACAACGCUGUGCAAGAGUCAAAAUCCUCUCUAUUUGAAAACCGCGUGCAAUCGAAAAAGAAUAAAGAAACAACAAAGCCAUGAAAUUGUCUAAAGAGGUGUAAAUAGAUGGAACAUCGAGUAGAAAAUUGUGCCAUAGUUUAUGUGCAAAUUGUCUCUAGUCCACUGAAUUAAUACGUUCUUUCAAACGAGGGCAUAUACGUUGUUCAUCGAUUUUCGAAUAUUUGAGCUGUGCUUAAUAAAACCGUGUUCGACGGAAA